UAGUGCACUCCCGGAAGUAGGAACUAGCUGCUGGUUUGAGACGCGUCCCGCGCUUCCUCCGUGCUGUGCUGCUUAAUAACAGUGUGAAAGUCAUCAGCAGUUCACUCAGUCCAGACCAUCACCAUGAGGGAGCUGCACUUUAAGGACAACUUCUGGAACAAUGAGCUGACCAGCACUGGGGGCUAUGAUGCCAUCCUCCAGCACCUCAAUGAUGGCAAGAGGACGUGCAAAGAGAUCGAAGACUUCAUGAAAGCCAGAGCUUCAAUUGAGGAGAAAUAUGCGAAGGAGCUGCUGGGUUUGUCCAAGAAGGUGUGCGGCCACAAUGAAAUGAACACGCUGAAGCGAUCACUUGAUGUUUUCAAACUGCAAACUGAACAGGUGAGUAUGUCUCACUUGCAUCUGGCCCAGGCCAUGAGGGAUGAAGCCAAAAAGUUAGAGGAGUUCAGAGAAAAACAGAAAGAAGCAAGAAAGAGGGUGGAGCAGCAGAUGGAUGUGCUGCACAAACAGAAAGCGAUACAGUACAAGAAAACCAUGGAGACUAAGAAGACCUAUGAGCAGAAGUGUCGUGAUAAAGAAGACGCAGAGCAGACGAUGAACCGAAACGCCACCACCAGCAACGCCAAACAGCAGGAGAAGCUCUACGCCAAAGCACAGCAAGCCAAACAGUCAGCAGAGGAAGCAGACAGAGUUUAUAACCAGAACGUGCUUGCACUGGGAAAGAUGCGAGAGGAAUGGCUGAAUGAGCAUGUAAAAGCAUGUGAGAUAUUCGAGAAACAAGAAGUGGAGAGGAUCAGUGUGUUGCGGAACGUCGUGUGGACUCACCUGAACCAGCUCUCGCAGCAGUGUGUGACCAGCGAUGAGCUCUAUGAGGAAGUGAGGAAGUCUCUGGAGCAGUGUGACAUUCAGGAGGACAUCGAGCACUUCGUCAACCUGAGGAGGACUGGAGACAAACCUCCAGCUUCUGUACCGUACGAGAAUUUCUACAGCAAUCAGAGAACAGUGCCAAGCAGACAGCCGCCGUCCGUCACCAGGAGAGGAGCCGCGCCUCCACUGCCAAACACAGAAGGUGAUGUGGUGUAUUCGACUAUAAAUGAUCCAGGAUACAGUGUAAUUCGAUACUAACAAGCAGGAAGCAGGUGAGGACGCAAGUGCAGAGAAUCCUCCCCGCUGUGUCGAUGUUAACUAAUCCAUGUGGUGUUCAGUAGGUGUCACUUAGAAUUCACCCCAAACAUUCAGCACAUAAUAAUAAUAAUAAGAAGAAGAAGAAGAAGAAUAGAGUAGAGAACAGAGUAAGAACACCACACUGUAUUUCACUACAAUGAUACAGCCAUUGUGUAAUUUAUUUCCUUUUUUUUUUUUUUUUUUUUUUUUUGUCUAUUUGAAUAUCAGAAUCAUAUAAUAAUAAUAUAGUAAUUAAACCUUCAGAAAAUUCUACAAUAUCAGUAGAUAUGAUGAACCAUUGUAAAUGUACACUGGAUUUUACUCUUAGUGGGUGUGUUCGUUUGCGAGUUCUGUCUUGUUAGAUUAUUCUGAGAGUGUCAUGAGAGACACUGUUGUCUUUCUUAUUUAUUGUUUUAUUGCAUUCAGUUAUUUAAAGUUGUCUUUUUUUUAUUUACUGUAAUUCAAAUGGGCAUUGUGUUAAUGUCAGUUACAAAACACCAAAAAAGACAUUUGGUAAUUUUUCAGAUGGUAUUUUGUUAUAAUAUCAAACUGAUAAAAUGUGUUAUGAAAAGUUCAUAUCAGGUUUCUGGUUUAUCUGUUUAUAGACAGAAAGUAGCAAGAACAUUUGUUGUGAUUUAAUAGCUGUUAAACUGCCCUGUACUGCCUGCUUUAAUAAAAUCUGAUUGUCACCAUGA
Molecule: messenger RNA, 1856 nt
Organism: Pangasianodon hypophthalmus (striped catfish)
Lineage: Eukaryota; Metazoa; Chordata; Actinopteri; Siluriformes; Pangasiidae
Gene: pstpip2
Product: proline-serine-threonine phosphatase interacting protein 2
Exons: 15
Coding region: 124-1122 (332 amino acids)
Biological process (GO): actin filament polymerization
Cellular component (GO): cytoplasm; plasma membrane; actin filament
Molecular function (GO): actin filament binding
Source: RefSeq, a predicted model, not a curated record